Messenger RNA from Fraxinus pennsylvanica, 5862 nucleotides. Lineage: Eukaryota; Viridiplantae; Streptophyta; Magnoliopsida; Lamiales; Oleaceae. The record is from the annotation of a GenBank genome assembly.
AUGAACCUGGGGAGAGGAUUUUCCAUUCCCCGGGAUAAGGGAGUCGUUCAGAAUGGGGAUCCUUGUAUUCCUUUGACACCGGAUAAGCCAAUUCUACAGAGAUCGAGUCACUUACCUGCUGAAAUGCAGCCGGGAAGUACAAAUUGGCAGGAUUUGCUUGGAAUUUACACCGGGUUUUUACAGGACGAGACCUGUAAUGGGGCUCAACAGAAUUUCUCACGUCCUGGAUAUGUAGGUCGGAAUCAAGGGGAAUUUAACGAUAGGGAUGUUGCUCCAAUUCAGGGGUUCAGAAGCUUCAAUCAAAAUUCUAGAAAUGGUGGUUCCUAUAUACGAAAUUUAACUCCUACUGGACUCCUAGGUCAUCAGAAUCAUGGGCAACAUAGCAAUAGAGAUGUUGCUCUAACUGAGAAAUUUGGAAGCUUCGAUCAAAAUGCUAGAAAUGUUGGGUCCUAUAUUAAACAUUUAGGGAAUGAUAUUCCUCAGAAGGUUAAUUCAUUAGUAGAAUUACUGGGGACGAAGCAUGCUGUGCUUACACCCCCUAGAGUCGAGACAGCAAACAGAAAUUUUGUUGUGGACAAGACUAUCCUCAGUCCACAUUCUCAAGUCUUAACCAACCGGACAGGGUACAAAUACAAUAGUUCUACAUUCCAGCAGAACCACACUCUGUAUGUAAAUCAAGAUGUUGGUAGUUACAGCCUACAGCAAAUACCAACGGAUGGUAAUUACCGACCCAGUUAUAAUCCGAUAUUACCACCACCAAGACCAGAAGCUGGUGCAUCCACAAGUACAGUCAGGCUCUUCCAAUUAGGGCCAGUAACGCCAGAUCAGCAAAACAAAUCAAAGAACUUCCAGCCCACUGAAGCACCACAUUGGUUGAUGGACAAAAUCCCAAGUCAAGAAAAUGAUGAUCCAGAGAAUGCAGUCUUCUCUCAACAACUUGAAAUUGCAGAGAAACAAUCUAAUCAAUUAUUGAAGAACAUUGUGGACGAAUCUACAGCCAUGUUGAAAUUGCCAAACAAAAAGAGCGUUUCUGAUAAUGGAAGUCAUGUAAUCUUAUCUCGACCACCUGAAAUUGUAGACAAACAAUCUAAUCAGAUAAUGCAGAACACUGUGGACGAAUCUACACCCAUUUUGGAAUUGCCAAAGGAAAAGAACAUUUUUGAUGACGGAACUUGUGGAGGAAUUGAUCAGAACAAGACACCACAGCAGAAACCACCCAGAAGAAGAAAACACCGACCAAAAGUAGUGGUGGAAGGGAAACCCAAAAAGACACCGAAGCCUGCUACUCCAAAAAAUAAUAGCUAUGAUGGAAUUCCUUCGGGCAAAAGGAAGUAUGUACGCAAAAAGGACAUUAAAACCUCCACGACUCAACUGGCUGGUGUAGUGAAUGAGGUUGGAGUCUCUAACAUGAACUCUGCAGCAAAAUCAUGCAGGAGAAUGUUAAACUUUGACUUGGAAAAUGGAGCAGAAAAGGAAAACCAGGACAGAGCAAUUGGUAACCAAGCAGAGAUAAAUGAAAAGAAAAAGAUGUCUUUCACUUUGAACUUAAAUUCUCAGAAUGUAGAAGGGCGUACAGGAUUCAACAGGGAAUCUACAACAUCUUCAGUGAAGGAAUGGCAUCAAAAUGUGUAUAACAUAGAGAAACAACAAACAGAGAAUUUACGCAUUUUUGACAAUUCUGGAAAUCACACCGCCCUGCAAUUAUCGUUGCCACUUCCAUCUUCAGCACCACCGUCUACAACAAAGGAUCAUACAUUAAAUGUCAUAGCAAGGAAUUUGAGUAUGCGAAAUGCCAAUACAAACCAAAGGGGCAGCCCAAAUCGGUGCAGUCAGGUUGAUCCUCAUGUCAGUGGAGGACGCCUACCCCAGUUUGCCAUUCAAACACAUACCAAUGAAACAAAGGUAGAUGGAAGAAGACAACCAACGUUGCAGGCUGGGGCUCAACUUCUGGACGAUUUAGUGGAUGUCAUUGACAGACGGCGAUCCAAGAGAGAAUAUUCCUGUGCUGAGUUGUCACAGUACGACACUUCUGCAAUGAUGGGCUGUCAACUAUUGUGCCAGAGAGUUUCUAAGAAAGGCUAUUAUGCCAGUGAGAGCAACAGCUUAUGGCAAGAUGGUUUAGAAACUAGUAAGAGAAAGAAGGUUGAGGAUAAAUUUCAUGUAACCUCAUCAAGCACGCCUUCUAGCAUAACUGUUGAAUGUUGCUCAAGACAAGUUGAAGGAAGAGGCACAUACAGUAUCCAAGCAAACAACUCUACUUUGCACCUGAAUGGUGGAUUACCAUAUUCUGGCUUUGAAGAGAGGAGCACCUCCAGGAAGCCAAAUAAUGAAGCCAACAAGGUCCUCCAUGAUUGGUACAUGAACCCCGCAAAUUUUCAACAUGAACUUCAGCAGCAACUCACUUCAUCUCGAGUGCAUUCACGUGCAGAACAAAUUGUGCAGAAGGUCACUUGUCACACUAAUAAAGCCCAAAGCUCCAACUCCCUUGCUGCAAUUCUUUGGAAUCAGGAGUCUUCAUCUCAAAGAGACCCUAAAAUCACUCCAGGAAAUGAAAUAAUAAAUUCUUCUAUUCAUGUUUCGGUAAAGGGACAGACAGCUAGACUGAAAUCAUUCAAUCAAGCACUCAAUAUGGAGAAAGUUAUCAGUAAAGAGAACAAGACAAGAGGUUACGAAGGUCACUCCAAAAAUGUCAUAGGCUCACUAGGAGAUGGCAGACAUAUAGUUUCAGUUGAUGAUAUUAUAGAUCGUUUAAAAUCUCUGAGCAUCAAGAGUAGUGGAAAGGAAAUUGUUGGGGAGCAGCAAGGUGCACUUGUUCCGUAUAAACAAGAUGGUGCCAUUGUUCCAUAUGAAGAAUUUGAUCCAAUAAAAAAACGACGGCCACGACCUAAAGUAGAUCUUGAUCCCGAGACUAAUAGACUAUGGAAUCUUUUGAUGGGUAAGGAAGGAAGAGAAGGCACAGAAACGACGGACAAGAAUAAAGAGAAGUGGUGGGAAGAAGAAAGGAAAGUGUUCCGCGGACGAGUAGACUCGUUCAUUGCACGGAUGCAUCUUGUUCAAGGUGACAGACGAUUCUCCAAAUGGAAAGGAUCAGUUGUUGACUCGGUGAUUGGAGUGUUUCUCACGCAGAAUGUUUCAGAUCAUCUUUCAAGCUCUGCCUACAUGUGUCUUGCAGCCAAAUUCCCCCUGAAAUCAACAAUUAUCAGACAACCAUGCUGCCAAAAUGGAGGAAGCCCGUCAGUUGAAGAAUGUGAGGUUCAAGUAACAUGCCCAGAUGGCACUAUAACUUAUGAUCACACCACAAUAAGACAGCCAGUGUACAACCACAGCUCUGUAACAUCCAGUGGAUCAUGUCAAUACAGAGCAGGAAAUGUCGUGUCAGGAACAAGAACCUUUGGAAUGGACAAGCAAUAUAAAAGAGCAGAGGAUGACGUCAUUUCAUCACAAAGUUCUUCUGAAUCUCUCAUUCUCCAAGCAAAUGAAGAUGUCAGAUCCAGCUCAGGAUCAAAUUCAGAAGCCGAAGAUCAAAUAUCUGGGUGUAAUUUAGGCAAAAACUGUGGCCCUCUAAAUCUUUUGGAACAGGCUGAAAAAAUGGCUGCAUUACAGGAAUAUCAGCAUCGAGUGAUGGGAAGUUCAUCUCCAGAUAAGAAACUCUCUCAAUCGGAUCCUGUGUAUAGCCUGCAUCAUCAGAGGCCAAGUCCCCUGUCCACUAAUUCCUGCUUAAGCACGACGACAGGCUUGGAAGAAUGGGAAUCAAAUUUCCUUGCAUCUCCAGGAAAAGAAAGCAUAUCUUCUCUGGCAUCAACAGAUUUUGAGAAUACCAAGAUAACAGAUGUAGAACAUGCACAUUAUAACAUAGGACAGAAUCUAGAAAGGAGUUUUAUCCCCCAACAGACUGGAAGACCGGAUUUAACAACAAGAGUGGAGCAUACAAUGCAAAACAAUUGCCUUGAACCACAGAUAAAUAUACCAGCUGGGACUCAAAGAAAAGAGGGUCAACAUUCCACCAACUGCAACAGAGGAAGCCACAAGACCAUUCAGCAAGAAAGCAACUUUCUAUCAAACUGCACUGCACCUGCUAAAGCAUUCAAUGAAAGAUCAAGUGGUAAUUUCCAACACUUAAAGAAUAAAAUAUCUGAACCAAAUGCAGCAGGACAAGUAAAUUCUACAACCAGACCAAUGAAUCAGACAGGUCCCACAGCUUCAAAUGCAACAAAGACAAAAGUUGGGAAGGAAAAGAGAGAAACAUAUCGCUGGGAUGAAUUGAGAAAGCAGGCACAAUUGAAGGUUGGAAAAAGAGAAAGAUGUGAGGAAACAAUGGACUCUUUGGACUAUGAAGCAUUAAGAAAGGCUGAUGUUCGUGAGAUUUCGGAAACAAUCAAGGAAAGGGGAAUGAACAACAUGCUAGCAGAGAGAAUUAAGGAAUUUCUCAAUCGACUGGUUGAAGACCAUGGAGGAAUCGACCUGGAAUGGUUGAGAGACGUUCCGCCAGAAAAGUCCAAAGAUUAUCUACUAAGCAUACGAGGACUGGGGUUAAAGAGUGUGGAGUGCGUACGCCUGUUAACACUUCAUAACCUUGCAUUCCCAGUUGACACAAAUGUUGGACGAAUUGCUGUACGACUCGGGUGGGUACCUCUCCAACCACUUCCUGAAGAACUCCAGUUGCAUCUCCUUGAAAUGUACCCAGUGCUGGAAUCUAUCCAGAAAUAUCUUUGGCCCAGACUCUGUAAGCUGGAUCAGAAGACAUUGUAUGAGCUACACUAUCAGAUGAUAACAUUUGGAAAGGUAUUCUGCACAAAGAAACAACCAAAUUGUAAUGCGUGCCCAAUGAGAGGAGAGUGCCGACACUUUGCUAGUGCUUUUGCAAGCGCAAGACUUGCCCUCCCAGGGCCAGAAGACAAAAGUAUCGUUGCAUCUACUGCUCCAACAACUGCCAAUAAAAACCCUGGUGUAACAAUAAAGCCAAUGGCACUACCACCACUAGGUGACAAUUCAGAUAGAGAAACAGGGCAAAACUGUGAUCCUAUUAUCGAGGAACCAACAACGCCAGAACCACCCGUGGAAGUGUCAGAAAGUGAUAUUGAGGAUGCAUUCUAUGAGGAUCCCGAUGAAAUCCCUACAAUCAAACUCAAUAUAGAACAAUUUGCUACAAAUUUGCAGAGCAUUAUCCAAGAGCAAAACAUGGAGAUGCAAGAAGAAAGUAAUUUGUCAAAAGCCCUUGUUUCUUUGCGUCCAGAAUUUGCUUCAAUCCCAACGCCCAAACUGAAAAGCGUGAGUCGACUGCGGACAGAGCACCAAGUCUACGAGCUCCCAGACAAUCAUCCACUACUGAAAGGGAUGGAAAGGCGAGAAACUGAUGAUCCUAGUCCAUACCUUCUUGCUAUAUGGACACCAGGAGAGACAGCAGAUUCAAUCCAACCACCUAAAAGUAAAUGCAGCCAUCAAGAAUUAGGUGGACUUUGUGAUAAGAAGGUGUGCUUUUCAUGCAAUAGCAUAAGAGAAGAACAAACACAAACAGUCAGAGGCACACUUUUGAUUCCAUGCAGAACAGCAAUGAGAGGGAGUUUCCCUCUGAAUGGUACUUACUUUCAAGUCAAUGAGGUAUUUGCGGAUCAUGAAUCUAGUCUUAAUCCUAUCAAUGUUCCAAGAAAUAUGUUGUGGAGCCUGCCGAGAAGGACAGUUUUCUUUGGGACCUCUGUCUCAACUAUUUUCAAAGGCUUGACAACUGAAGGUAUCCAAUAUUGUUUCUGGAAAGGAUUUGUUUGCGUCCGAGGAUUUGAGCAGAAAUUGAGAUCCCCAAGACCUCUGGUGGCCAGAUUGCAUUACCCUGCGAGCAAGAUGGCCAAGAAAAAUGAGCAAAAAUAA